AUGUCGUUUGAAAGAAGUUUUCCAGAUGAAAUAAUUCUUGAAAUAUGUCGUUAUUUACAUCCAAUUGAUAUUCUUUUAUCAUUUGGUGGACUUAAUUAUAGAUUAAAUCAAACAAUAAGUGAUUUUAUUUAUCAUGUUCAUUUAUCAUCAAUAAUUUCCUAUGAAAAUUAUCUUCAUCUACUUCGUAUUAUUCUUCCAUCAAUAUGGUCAUUAAUACAAUCAUUAAAGAUUAGUAAUUGUCAAGUACCAUGUUUAACAAAAUUAUUUUUAGAUAAUACAGAUAAUAUUUUACCAUUAAAUUUAAAAAAAUUAUCUUUAUUUCAUUUAAAUACAAAUGAAAUUUAUAAUUUUAUUAAUCGAUUAAUGAAUAAAACAAUAAUUGAAGAAUUAAUUAUUGAAUGUUCAGAUAUAGAUUUUGCUAAACAACAAGAAUUAUAUGGUUUUAAAAUGGCACAAAUGCUUUUUUUUCAUCAUCCAACAUUAAAAUCAAUUGAAUUACGUGGAGAUAUUGUAUUCGAUUUAAGCCAUUUAUCUUUUUUAUCAUUAUCAAAUAGUAAUGAUUCAGAUUCAUUGAAUAUUAUAAACAUUGAUCAGUUAUGUAUUCUUCGUCGAUUAACAAUUCCUCUCCAAUCUUUAAGUAGUUUACAUUUACUUCUUAUUUAUCAAUCACAUCUUGAAUAUUUAAAUGUACAUAUUGGUGAUGCUAAAUCAAUUUAUGAUUAUAAAAUAACACCAUUUCCACCAUUAUUAAAUCUUCAAGAAUUUCAUUUUCGUUCUGAUGAUUUAUCAAUUAAAUUUGAAAAUCUAUUUGAACUUUUAACAUAUUUUCCAAAUUUAAAAUCUUUAUCACUUAAUUUAACAACUGAAUGUCGAUUAUUUUUCGAUGGAAAUAUUUUACAAACACUUGUUCAUCGACUUGAUUCAUUUCAAUUUUCUAUUGCACGUUUUCUUCAACCAACAUAUGAAGAACAAACAUUAUCAACAUUUUAUACACCAUUUUGGUUAGAUACAAAAAAAUGGUAUACACAAUGUUAUUGGCAUAUUGAUGAAGAGAAUUUAGAUUCAGAUUAUUUUCAUAUCUAUUCAGUACCAUAUCCAUUUUCAAAUUUUGAUAUUUAUAAAUGUACAAAUGAGAAUUUAUUAUCGAAAGAUAAAUUAAAAUCAUUUACAAAAGUUAAACGAUUAGAUUUAAGUGAAACAAGUGAUAUUAAUAUAAUACCAUUUUUAAAACAUUGUCCAUAUGUUCAUACAAUUUGUUUAAAUGAUAUUUAUGACGAUGAGGAAAAUUAUGGAACUGAUGAAGAAGAAGAUAUUACUGAUCAAAAUGAUGAGAAUAUAUCAAUUAAUGAUAUUCAAUCAACUUAUUCUUAUCAAUCAACAUUACCUAUAUUAUCUUAUGUACGUUAUUUAAUAUUACUUGCACUUCCUGAACAUGAUUUAGAAUUUUUCGAACGUCUUGUAUAUGUAACACCAAAUCUUAAUCGUUUAAGUGUAUUUUUUGAUGAUUUACUUGAAAUAAUUCAUAUACCUCAACAAAAUUUAUGUAAAAUACUUCAAAACCGUAUCUAUCAACUUGAAAUAAAUCUUGAUUAUUCAUGGUCAUCAGUUGAUAUACGUCGUGAUAUUCCAAAAAUACUUCGUAUUUUUUCUAAUAUUACAUCUUUAACAAUAUCACUUCAUUCAUCACAAAAACGUUCAUCAAUUAUAGUUAAAGAAAUAAUAAUACAUUUACUUAAAUAUCAAACAAAUCUUAUUUGUAUUAAUAUUGAUGGUGAUUCAAUAAUAGCUUUUGAACAAAUAUUAAAACAAGGCGGAAUUGAUCUUAUAAAAACCUGGUUAAUUCUAUCGGAUAAUGAUCGAUUUAAAUGUCAAGAUUAUUUAAAAAAUUCCACUUUUAUUGAAUUGAAUUCUUCAUCCAUAACUAUUUGGUUAUAA
Messenger RNA from Rotaria sp. Silwood2, 1935 nucleotides. The record is from the annotation of a GenBank genome assembly. Lineage: Eukaryota; Metazoa; Rotifera; Eurotatoria; Philodinida; Philodinidae.